Molecule: messenger RNA, 3133 nt
Organism: Corythoichthys intestinalis (scribbled pipefish)
Lineage: Eukaryota; Metazoa; Chordata; Actinopteri; Syngnathiformes; Syngnathidae
Exons: 8
Coding region: 20-2281 (753 amino acids)
Biological process (GO): prevention of polyspermy; binding of sperm to zona pellucida
Cellular component (GO): egg coat
Molecular function (GO): structural constituent of egg coat; acrosin binding
Source: RefSeq, a predicted model, not a curated record
AUAAAACUUAUUUGAAACCAUGAUCAAACACUGGAGUGCUACCUCAUUGUUGGCACUUGUACUGCUUUGCUGUUUCACUGGGACAAAGGUUGAAGCAAGGAAGAAGUCUUCCGGACGGCAUAGGGAUCUUCCAGAUCCACCCUACGAUCACCCUUAUGACCCACAACAUCCGCCAGAUCAAGAACAGAAGAAUCCUUCAAACCCUGAACCACCUUAUCCCCCUGACCAAGUCUUUCCACCUUAUGUAACUGUUCCUCCUCCAAACUCUCAAAACCCAAAUGUUCCACUACCAUGGCCAUUUCCUCCAUCUUCUCCAUCGCAAAAAUCUCAACCACCAAAAAAGACAUUAUUUGGAGAUGACCAGAAUCCACUUGUGGCAGGAGCCUUUUUACGAGUUCUCCAAUCUGACCAACCCAACCCAAAGUUUACACAAAACCCACCAAGGAGAUAUUUUUCAUCCUCACAUCACAAUGUGGACUCGACAUCAGACCACGAAGUGCAUUAUCCCAUGAAUUAUCACUCUGUCUUCUACCCUCCUCCAGGGUCAAAUCCACCAAACUCGAAACCAAUAAGGAUUCAUCAAAGGGAACCAUAUACAUACUACGAUGAUUUGCACAUGUUGCUGCGUGCUCCACAUGCGGGUCAAGAUCAUCAGCUACUCAGUGAUUCUUCAUCCCCUACAAAACCUGUGAACCAACCGCCUUCAUUUCCUGGAAUACCUGUGCCCCCAGUAUAUCAUUUAGCCCGUCAUCCUUCACACCACAAAAAAGAUGAGGACCAGUCAACGAGGAAUCCUUCAUUAUCCAGACCACCUGUUGUCUCUGUUCAUCACCAAACCAAUAAUCCUCCCUUCAACCAAUUACCUCCACCACCCAAGUACCCACCAAAGCACCCACCAAAGGAUCAUACAAACGAUGGCAAUCCAGCGGGAUCCAUCCACAAACAGAGAAUUCCUUUAUUAUCCUUAAACAAUUGGUUCAUAGAUCCAACUAGAAAACAUGUAGACCAAGAACAUCAGCAUCCUAUCCAUCAACAACAGUCAGUGCCCGGCGAUUCAGCAUCCCCUCGACUGAAUAUGGGCCUUUAUUAUUUUAAUACGAAAGGAAAAAGUGUGGAACCUCGAGGAUUUGCAGAUAAUCAAUAUUCCCAGAUACAUCAGGAACAGCACCCUGAGAAAAAGACGUCAGUCCCUUAUAAACCCAGUGUGAAACAGCCCAACCUUCAGACAUGUGACGUCCCGGAUUUCCAAAGAAUUCCAUGUGGAAGUUCUGACAUUUCUGCCUCUGCAUGUGAAGCCAUUAGCUGCUGCUACAGAAGUCACCAGUGCUACUUUGGGAAAAGUGUGACUGUCCAGUGCACCAGGGAUGCUCAGUUCAUUGUGGUAGUGGCCAGAGAUGCCACUCUACCCAACAUAGACAUAGAGACUAUCUCACUGUUGGCGGAUGGUCCAGGCUGCACACAGGUUGACUCCAAUUCCGCUUUUUCCAUCUUCCAGUUUCCUGUGACUGCAUGUGGAUCUGUUGUCAUGGAGGAUGGUGACAAAAUAAUCUAUGAGAAUAGGAUGACCUCCUCAUAUGAAGUUGCAGUGGGGCCUCUGGGGGUCAUUACCAGGGACAGCAGCUAUGAUUUACUCUUCCAGUGUAGAUACUCAGUCACGUCUGUUGAGACUGUGGUUACAGAAAUUAUACCAUUACAGGAUCCUCCUUUAUCUGUUGCUGCUCUGGGUCCCAUUCAUGUCCAGCUAAGGUUGGGGAAUGGACAAUGCCAUACAAAGGGUUGUAAUGAAGUGCAAGUGGCCUAUAGCUCCUAUUAUUCAGAUGGAGACUAUCCUGUGAGCAAGAUCUUGAGGGACAACGUUUUCGUGGAGGUUCGGCUCACGGACAGGACUGAUCCAAAUCUAGCACUGACCCUGAGUCGCUGUUGGACCACCACAAGUGCCAGUCCUCACAGUGUGCCUCAGUGGGACAUUCUGAUCAAUGGGUGUCCAAACAUUGAUGAUCGCUACAUAUCUCACCUGGUUCCUGUUGUUGGGGUGGACUUCCCAAGUCACUACAGGCGCUUCAUUUUCAAAAUGCUUACCUUCGUAGAUCCAAAUUCACUAAUACCCCAGAGUGAACAUGUGUACAUUCACUGUAGCACAUCUGUAUGCAAUGCAGCCUCAGGCCAUUCCUGUGAGCCUGUAUGCUACAGAAAAAAGAGAGAUGUGAUGUCUACAGAACAAACAAAGGUGCCAUCUAGGAUUGUGGUCUCAGCUGGACCUCUGGUUAUGAACAUACCUUGAACAGCAAACUGCAGGGAUCAUGUUUUGCCAGACCCUUAUUUUUAUAGCAUUUGGAAGUUGACCAACGUUAAGUGAACCUCUAAGUUUAAAAUUAUAAUGACUGCCAUUCAACUCAAGGGAACAAAGACUGUCGGCUGUCCAAAUUGCUUUGUCUUAAAAAUUGUAUUCGGUAUGACAGCAUUAUUUACUUUUUUUUUUAUUUUUUGUGGAUUUCUAAUUUCAACCACAAAACAAUUACAUUUUUAAAAGCCUACAUUUUAAUUGCUUUGCAACAGAAUGUGCUAAUCAAUAUCUUUACAUCUAAAAAAACAGAAGCCUGUUUUAUGCAUUUUUUUACACUGUACAGGUGGUAAUCGUAAAACAUUAUGUAUUAUAGUAAUAGUUUUGAAAUAAGGUGAAAAAAGGGGGGAAAUAAUGUGAUAGUUCCUCUUUAAAAGUAGAAGAAUACAGUGUUCGUUAAACUUUUAAAUACAUUUCCCGUUUCAAUAACGAUACAACCACAUUCACUGUCUAUAUAAGGGCUGCGAGGAAUAGAUGACAGGAUUCUCUGUCAAGGUAUACCGUAGGCAUUUGCCAUCUUGAACGCAUCUUGAGUGGAAAAACGUUCAACUCGGGAGUGCUGUCACUGCAACGUUGCACAGGAAUAAACAAAAAAUGCCAAGCUGCUUCCUGGUAGGUUGCUGAGCAACCAUCUCUUAACUCAUUGCCCGUCAUUGCCGACGAUGGAUGUCCUGCCAGCCCUCUCAGUCAGACUAGAUUGAAUCUCUAUCACCGUUUAGGGCUGCCAGUCAGUUAACACAGGCAUGAUUGCACUGGACCACCAUCGCCUCUGCACCCUGGCCUGAACCCUCC